Messenger RNA from Neoarthrinium moseri, 5325 nucleotides. RefSeq lists its product as uncharacterized. The transcript is spliced from 2 exons. Lineage: Eukaryota; Fungi; Ascomycota; Sordariomycetes; Amphisphaeriales; Apiosporaceae. Bases 1 to 5325 code for a protein of 1774 amino acids. The record is from RefSeq and is a predicted model, not a curated record.
AUGGGGAUCGACUCGAAAAAAGCUCCCCCCUUACCAGCCCCGACCGAAACCGAGUCCUUGAGCACGCCGACCGAGCUUGCGACCGAUGUGUCCCAGCACCUGCAAGAAGAGGAGAGAUCGCAUUUCUCCCUGCCCGACGACGGCACCCCAGUGACCAUCAGAACCCGCGGCCACAAGCCCAAUCGCUCCCAGACCUCGCUGCUGAUCGAGUAUUUCGAGGGCGGCAAGGAGUCCAAGUCCCCCGACGGCACCAGCUCCUCCGCCAACCGCAAGCCCAGCGUGAGGGUGCGCCUGACCCCGUCCAAGGGCCGUGGGAAGCACGACCCUCAUAUCCAGAUCACCGAGACCAAGUCGUCGACGUCGCGCAAGACCUCCAUGUCGAAGCGCACGCGCGACGGGCCUCUGGUGCCCAGCCGAAGCGACCUGGACGUGACCGAUCCCGAGGACGCCAGGAGCAUGCAUUCCUACGCCUCGGCCACAGAGGAGUCCAACGUGUCUCGCAACCCUAUUGAGGUCGAAAUAGCACCGGGCCACCACCGCAGGCGGGAACGAAAGGCCUCGAGUCCACUGAUCCCAGCCGCCGACAGCAAGACGUCGUCCUAUGUGCCUCCCAACAUGUCUGACAUCUCCGCCAUCCCAACCGACAGCUUUCUGGAUGGUUCUGGUGGCACUACCAACCUGUCAUAUUCGCCUGACAAGCGACGCAGCAGAAGUCCCUCCGGCGCCGAGGCCCUAGCAGCUGGAGCUCUGGGAGCCGUGGCCGCUGCGGCUGUGGCUGACAAGAUGAACCGCAAGACUAGGAGCGCGAGCCACGAUCGUAAGAUCAUUGAGAAGGCUGUGGAGAAGGCCACCAGACCUGACCGCAAGCACAAGUCCAAGAGCCGGACUAGCAGUGUCGGCGAGAUGGAAAUGGAGGGGAAGAGCUCUUCCUCGCGGCGGAAGUCCAAGAGCGGGCACAAGGAAUCAAUAAUCUCCGGCGCCGACUCCAGCGUUCUCUCGUCCGCCAUGACACCAAGCCACAGGUCAUACGACUCACAUUCCUCGUCAAAGGUCUCCAUCAACAACCCCAAGCUAUUGGAAACCGUCGAAGAUGCGAUCCGGCGACUAAUACUACCGGAGCUGGAAUCCUUGAAAAGAGAGCGUAGUCAGCGAGACAGUCGGAGAAGUAAAGACCGGGAAUCCCUUUCCAGCCUCACAUCUGUUUCUCGAGAGGAUCUCUCCGUCGCCAACAGGAGGAGAUCAAGUGGCACGGAGCAUUCUACCAAGUCACGUGGACGAGAAGCGCGCAAUGAUUUGUCGCCUCAAAGCAGCGUGGAGCACGUGUCCGUGCUUGAGCACGAAGAGACUACGCCGCAGCGUGGGAACGACCACCAUCUUGGGGAUGCGGCUUUAUUGGGGGCUGCAGCCGCGGCCGGUAUAGCAGCUGCUAGUCGGGACAGGUCGAGGACGGACGACAAACGUCAACGGAGGCGCCGUCGUGCAAAGACACCCGAGCGUGGUAGGGCUGCGGAAGAGUACGAUGAGCUUGAGCAUGAGGUCAUCCCUCCAAUGCCUCUCUCGAGCGAGAUCAACCCAUCCGAAAUGACGAGAACGUCCAUCCUGUCAGCCGAUACUGACAGACCACAUUCUGCAAGUGAGGAAAUGACGCCGGUCCGGGAGGUUGUCAGAGGCGUACACUCUCUCGAGUCUGUUGACGACACUCCUACUCCCACGAGAACGCCCGGCAAUACCCUCCAAGGGCUGGGUGCUCUGCAUGAAAAUCUUUCCCACGGAGACCUCAAGAACCUCCCACGCAAGGGACCCGGUGAAUACGAAGAGUUCAGCGAGGAGAGCGAGUUGAGCUCGCACAAUCCGGCUUACAGAGAUGAGUACGACGACUACGAAGAGGGACUCGGAGAGCCGGGGAUGUACGACAACUCAUUUUAUAGUCAGCAAGACGUCCCCCCUCCCUUGCGCUAUGUCCCGUAUCAGCAGGAGCGUCGGGGACUGAGCCCAAUUCAGAGUGUUUCAGGUUAUACUGAAGGAAGCGAUAUACACCACCGGCGCGACUCCAGGGCCACACAAAGCGAGUUGUCUUCUCCUGGCAAGUCGUCCGUCCAUGAACGCCACCAAUCUCCUAGUUCUAUCCCAAGCAACAUGCGAAGCCGAGAGUUUGGGGAUGAGGAGAGCAGUGUUCGCAGUUCCGGUAACUACCGCGACACCAGGUUUACCGACGACAGCGAGCUGGAUCGAGUUACUUCUGGCCAAGCCGUGCGCGGUCUUGGUGCCAACCCCAACUUCGUCCAUCAGCCUUACAGUGCCGAGUCCGCCGUUGCCUCGUUAGUCGAUGGUUCAGUUCUUGACCCCUCAGUUUUGAGUGCAGGUCAGGAAUACCGGGACUCACAGUUGUCCUACGAUUCAAGGGCCGAUGGCCAGCAUUCAAGAGGUGGCAGCCCGACCAAGAGGUCUGUUGAGAGCUAUGUCCAAGCAAUCGAAGAGCGCAACUCCCCUGCUCUCUCAAAACAGACACGAUCCGACGUUUCGAGGGACUUUGACGAGUACGAGAUCAACGAAUAUGGGCAGAAGGUGCCCGGCACCAAAUAUCGGCAAUCUCCCACCGCGUCCGAGCAAGCUAUUACGAAUGCUGCCGUCAAUCGUGCUGCGGCUGCGGCAAGAAACAAGGGCAACCAAGCCUUCGUUGAGGAAGGAGAAGAAGAAGAGUGGCAGGGUGAGGGCGUAGCACGCAACAAGUCCUUUAAGGAACGGGCUCGGGCCGAUGGCUACCAACCCAAUGCUACACCGCGCCACAGUGUUGAUCGCCUCUCCGAAUUUUCCGAUCAUCCAAAGAUGGGAGCUAGUGCCUUGCCUGAUACGGAUCAUCAGAUGCCCGAAAUAGGUUACGGAUACUCUGACGGACACCGUACCCCAUCUAUUGUCCAAGGCCAACUCGGAGGCUCGGAGAUGGGAGAGUACCAUGAGCAACUGACUCCAACUCAAGAAAAGACCUUUGACUACGAGAGAGCUGCGACGCCCAAAGCCAGUGAGGAGGGCAGCGGCCAUGGCCUUGGGAUAGCCGAAGCUGCUGCUGCCUCUGCUCUGGCGGCUGCCGCCGGUAUGGCUGCUAGUCACAGCAGACAGCCAAGCCAGGAGCACGAGGACGAAUGGCAGCGAACCUCUGGGGAGCGUAAACGGGAUACCCUCGUGACCAACCCAUACGAAGGCACCAGCCCCAUUGCCAAUCUACCCGGUGUCGACGGUAACAUGUUCGGCGCAUCCGGGUUCAACAACGAAUUAUAUAGGGGCGGGUUCAACACUGGAAGCCCCGGUAUGCCCCAGGGUGAUGAGGGCUACGAGACCGCACAACCCAAUGAAACUCGCGAUGUGCAGAUAAAGGGCAAGGGGGUCGAGUUCCAGAACCAGCCAGGACUAGGCGAUAACAGCGAUGACCCGUUCUACACCGGCAUGCCUAAGCAUACGAGACAGUUGAGCGGCUUCUCCCAGGGCAUGGCUUCGCCGCUGUACGAUGCUACUACUGGCACGGGAAUUGACAGAAUCCAGUCCAAAGAUAUCAUUGCGUUGAUGGAGCAUCUCAUGGUGCGCGAUGCCCAGCGAAGUGCUAGAGAUACCGAAAUGCUUGUCACCUUGGUCAGAUCUGCCGCCGAGAUGCGCAACUCUUUCAACGACAUCAAGAGACUUUUGGCCGAUACCGAAGACCAGAUUAUUGGUGAAGUCAAGGACAAUACUGAGAAAACAGUUCAGCGACAUCUGGGUGGGCCCAGGCCUUACCCGGGUAGUGGAUCAAGAUCAGUCCAAGGCGGCUCCCAAGCCGGCACGAUCGAUGAAAAGAAGCGCAGCAUCUUCCGCCGAGCUCUGAAAGGCCUCAGUAGCAAGGGAGCUAACGAUCUUGGCCGAAUUGAGGAUAUGCUCAACCAAUUGUUGAGCGAGGUUGAUGUUCUGAAGCAUCAGACUGCUGGCCAGGCUAUGGGUUCUGGAAUGGGCACGCAAAACCAGUCACUCGACAACCUUGCCAGUGUCCAGUAUGAGCAAGACAAGGGCUAUGAACCCGAGGGCAAUGCUGGGACUUCCACCGCGAGCCAUGCCAGUCAAUCUGGACAUCUCUCUAUUCCUCAGUCGCGAGGUACAUCCAUGAAGAUGGGAUACGAUCGAAAGUUCUCCGACCACAGGAUCAGCACCGUCCACGAGGGUGAUGAGGAUGAGUACGUUGAUCAACAGGACAUGGCUGGUGACCAUUACUCCAAUCCCGAUCACCUCAUGUCCCCCGCCGUCGGUCCAGCUCGUGGUGGCUCGGUGCCUUUGGGUACACCACCGCAAGCUCCCCACGCGGCCGGCCAAUCAGCCAGCUACGAGAACACCCCAGUCACUGAUGCGAGUAAGAAGCACAAGUCGAAGGCGUCAUCUGGUUUCUUUCCGAAGAUCUCCAGGUGGUCUGAGACGACAACAUCCAGUGUUGGAAAGAUGUUCCGCAACUCCCGUCAAAAGCAGGAUGUUCCCGAGGAGUUCCUUCAGCUUCCUCACUCCCGUUCCGGAUCUGAUCUGGCGGAAUACGACCAAUAUGACUACGACAAUUCGUACGGCGAGGACAAGCUGCACACCGGCUUCUCUGAGCAGGAUCUGAAUGCCGACGUGGUUCUAGACCAAUCCGGCACCCCGAGUCGCAGCUACCACGACUCCACACUCCCGUCGAUAUACGCUACCCCUGAGGAUCCGAAGUACAAGGCUCAUCGGAACAGCAUAAACUUGCAGCACCCCCAGCCGCGACCUGGUCAGACAGAGCGCUUUAGAACCGCCCUCGAGUCAUCUGCGCAGGACUACGAUACCCCCAUGAGCCCUCACUCGGACAACUGGGCACGCUCUGCUACAAGCCUGCACCGUUUCCCGGAGAGCAACAAUCGCUACAGCGACCAAAGUGCCUCUAACCAGUAUACCUGGUCAUCUCCGGCUCAGCAGACCGGGCCCCCACGACCGCCGAAGGAGCCCCUUGAUGAGCAGGCUAGCACACCGCCCAGAAACGAGCGCUUGAGUAAGCUUCAGAAACACAGCCCCCUGCCAUACCACAGCGUGGACAGUGGUUAUGGUGGCACAGCGACACAUGCCGGCACCGUCGGGACUGCGAGCUAUCACUCCGGUAGCCCGAGACCCGAGAACCGUAAUCUGAGCGGUGUUCUGGGUGUACCUGCUCGUCGGCCUAGUGGACCACGAGCCAUGACUCCCAGCCGGGGCAUGAACAGUUCAAGAGGCAGUGAAGAUGGGGAGAGCAUCAGAAGCGGCCGAAGUGGCGUAAGCGACACGCAUGCUCGAGAUGAACGGAGGAGGAAGCGAGGUUAG